Closterium sp. Naga37s-1 is the source of this 573-nucleotide messenger RNA. Lineage: Eukaryota; Viridiplantae; Streptophyta; Zygnematophyceae; Desmidiales; Closteriaceae. The record is from the annotation of a GenBank genome assembly.
AUGAGGCUGACGAAUUUUGCAAGUACGAGGUCGCUCACGGGGAAGGUGUCUUUUUGGCACCUGCAGCAAGUGGAAGAGGGCAAAAUCAUAGGGAGUGCGGCGGAUGUUGGUGCUAAAGGGAAGAUUGAGAUAACGGGCUAUUCGGAGCAGAUACGGCUGGAGGUUCAUAGGCCAACUCUGCUGGUGGUGGUGGAUGGUGUGCUGAUAGGCGAUGCUGGCCUCCCUCUCUCGCGCCUCAGAGCAUCGGUGUUGUGCGAGAACGGGAAAGGCGCGCCCCUGAAGAAGCUGAGGCUGGAGCUGAAAGGUCCUGCAGACCAGCCGAAGCAGCAGAAGGAAUGGGAGGAGGAGUAUGGGAAGCACCGCUUGGAGCCCCGCAGCGACCUCCACAGGCGGCUGCGGAAAUGUGGUGCUCUGCUCCAGGUGCGGGCCCACCGGUCUUCAUGCUGGCUGCCAAGAUUGGAACAACUUCCUCCCGCAGCAAGUGAGGCCAGCCAUGCCGGUGGUGCACCUGCCACAGCAGCCCCAACCCCUGCCUCCAACCAGCUGGCACCCGUCCAGCCCAGGGGAUCAUGA